AUGACGUUCAAUCGUCUGAUCAGUGGGAUCUGCGACCGGGAACUUGCACUCAUUUUCACGAGUCACCCACCCGCGGACGCAGAGGAGGCUCUCCAGUUGGAUGCGACACGGCGCACCCAAUUUCCCCUGACCUUGGAACCGCGCAGCGGCAUUCCGGCGAAUACGUGGGGCGAACCGCCAGUUUUACAGGGCCCAGUACGACCGCCCUACGCCAACCCCACCUUCCACAGGCAACCACAGAGACCUUAA
This is a messenger RNA of Dibothriocephalus latus, 249 nucleotides long. NCBI's taxonomy places the organism in Eukaryota, Metazoa, Platyhelminthes, Cestoda, Diphyllobothriidea, Diphyllobothriidae. The record is from the annotation of a GenBank genome assembly.